AUGACCACUGGCCAAGGUUUAUUCAGAGAUGACAACCUUAUGUUAAUGCACCGAGAAGGUUACGUUGAAGAAUGCUACUUUUCAUACACUUUAAGUCCAAUAUUUGAAGCUGAUGGCUCCGUUAAUGGAGUCUUCAAUGCCGUACAGGAGACCACUCAAAGAAUAUUGGCUACAAGGAGAUUAAAAACCCUUGGUGAAUUGGGCAAUCGUACCCCAGGAAAGCAUGAAAUUGUUACCUUAAGUAAUGGUGAUAAGGCAAUUUUGUUACCAGUGGCUACUUCUACAGGAAAGAACGUUUUAACUUCUGUUAUGAUAUGUGGAAUUAAUCCACGGCGAGCUCUUGAUCGUGAAUACAUGGGAUUCCUACAGCUCGUUGUAGGACACGUAAGCUCAAGCAUGACACAUGCCGAUUUAGGAAAAAGAAUGUCAAUGAGUAGUAUUGACGAUGAAAAGAAAAAAUAUCAAUUUCCAUUUGAUGAUAUUUCUAAUCAAACCUUUGCGAAUCAUGAAAUUAUGGCUUAUGCAGCAGCAGAUCCAAAUGAACAAAAUAUGAAAGGUUUAAAAUUCCAAUACACAUAUGGAGGUGAUAUUCAAGCUGAAGCUGAAGCUGCUGCUGCGGCAAGUAGUGAGAGUAUUAAACCACUUUUGGAACACAUAAUUAAAGAUUCAUUGGAUUAUAGUCGGGAAACAGAUGUUACCGUUGUUCUUAAAGUUUCAUUAGAAGAACUUGAUGGUGAGAGUAGUACAAGUGAUGAAAAUGUCAAAAAAGGAAAAUUAUGCGUGGAAGUAAUUGAUUCUGGAAUUGGCGUUGAAAGAGUAAAUCAUUUUAGCUCAUGUGAAGAAAGUAUAACAGCCGUAAAAGCAUGGAGAGAACAAUAUAAUAACGAAGCUUUAUAUGAUAUUGUAUUUUUCAAUGUUCGUGAAAAUAAUUCCGAAGAAAUUAAAAAUGCUGCCAAGGAACUACGCAGAAUUUGUGAUGAUAAUUUAUGUAUCGUCUUAAUUGUGUUUUGGUCAGCAAAUGGUAGGGCAUUAGGACAAAAUCUAGUUCAAGAAAUUGGCGGUAAAACAUGCAUAAUUUGUAAACCAGUUAUGCAAAAACGCUUGCUUCAUUGCCUUUUCUCAAAAGAUUUUGUAUCUGAACCUUAUGCUCCGUCAAUACAAAAUGAAUACUAUAGUUCAGUUAAACCUUUAGCCGACUUGAGAAUUGAAGAUUUUUACCGUAAUAAUAGACCUCCAUUUAGUGAAGAAAAAGAUUUAACUGCAAAAGAUUCAUCUAGUGCAGAGAAAAAUCCAAUGAUUGAAACUAGUGAAGAAACUGCGAAAUCUAAUGUUGAAAGGAUGGAGAGUGAUGACUUGCCUAAAGUUUAUGUACCAGCUGAAUCAUCGAUCAAGGGUAAAGGUAAAAGUGUUGAACCAACACAAUUAGGAGUGAAAAGAACAGCAAAUGAUGAAGCAGGAAACACCUCAGCUUCAAAUGAUGAUCGUGCAUCAAAAUUCAGAUUUAGACCUGUUUCCAAAUCUAAAUGUAUUUUAUGUGUGAUUAAGAAACGUAACCGAUCCCUUUUCCGAAAACCAGUAGACCUUAAAACAGGGGAGAUGCAAAAAGGCUGGACAUCACGGAGUAUAGCGUGUAUUGCGAAGAAGCAGUGA
Molecule: messenger RNA, 1650 nt
Organism: Dentiscutata erythropus
Lineage: Eukaryota; Fungi; Glomeromycota; Glomeromycetes; Diversisporales; Gigasporaceae
Source: the annotation of a GenBank genome assembly